AGCGGGGCGGGAAACACGUGACUUGUUCCCGCUUAAACUCGUUCUAAACCCGAAGUGCCGCUAAGCCCGUGACAGAGCAACAACAGCUCCUGAACUUGUUUGAUCUGCAAUGUUGUCGUAGAUAAUGCGACCCAAGCCAAGUGCGGGAAUCGAAAGCAAAGAGGAUGAUUCGGGGUGGGGGUGGUAAACGUCGUAAGUCGAGGACUGUCCGUGUAAAUCGAGUGCGUCUCUGAAUAAAUCGUUAAAUUAAACCUAAGAAAGAGCAAGGAACGUUACUCCAGAUUUUAUAUUUAUUCAUUUAGCUGACGGACGCUUUUCUCCAAGCGACUUAGUUACUUAGUCUUACAGUAUGAAAAUGACAAUUAUUAUUUACCAGUUGGCUAAUUUCACUAGAGCAAAUUAAGGAGAGGAACAGAUCGAACGAACGUAGGAGCUUCGGAUCCAAAGACAGCAGCGCUAACCACUACGCGAGCAGCUAUCAUAUAUUAUAUUACGUUCAACUGCGUUAAUGGAGGACGAGCAUCAUGAUUCAGCGCUUCAGCCGCUUUACCUCCCAGGGGCUGAAGCCGCAGUUCGAGCGAUGACCGAGGGCGUCUUUCUUCCGCUCUGAGCUCGAUUAGUCAGACCUGAGCGGGGAGGGAGCGCGCGGCGCCAGUCGCCGCCACUAAGUAAGCGGCCAUGUAGUCGGGGGCUGAGAAAGAAGUUGUUGCGCAACAUCGAGGCGCCGCACUUGCGGCCGAAUGAGCGAGUCCUGAUUGCGCCGAAGCGCAGAGGAAGCGAAGCUGCGCUGGUUUUGAGAUCUCGCUCGAAUAAAGGAGGACGACGUAGUGCGGCGAAGGAGAACAGAACCGCUCGUUUGAGCGGCGGAUAAAGUCACAAAGUGUUAGUCUCGUUUCCUUCACCUUGGUGAAAAAUGGAGUGAACGGUAGAAAGAAAAGGGCCCGGAGCGGAGGGUCCGGAGCGUCGAGCUGUAACUUAGUAGCGCUGCGGCGGCUGCGACGGUGGUGCCGCCGCCGUCCGGCUCGAAGUUGCGCCUCACUGUGUGUAAGUGAGUGAGUGAGUGAGUGUUUCGCGGGCAAGUCUCUCGAGCGGCCGCGCGCCUCCUCGCCGUAGCCGUGAACUUUUUUGCGACGGACGAGGACGAAAGAAGAUGAUGGCCGCGGAGGGCGGCAGCGAUGUGAGCCGCUCGCUUUUACUAGUAAAAGCUCCGGCGGCGAUCGGGGUUGCGAGCGCCGGAGGCCCCGCCGGACCGGCGGCGGCGGCAGCAGCAGCGGCUCGCUUUUCGCUCCACCGCGCCGCUGCUGCCGCCGCCGGUCCCUCGGAGCGCCUCUUCUUGGGCUCCGCCUCGUCCGUGAGCGGGAGCGCCGCUCUCCCGGGCCGCGGCUGUCCCGUCCCCCUCUGCGGCCCCGCGCCGCCGGACGAUCCGAGCAGCAGCAGCCGCACGUCGCCGAGCCCCGGCCGGCAGAGCCCGAAUGAGCCGCCGCCGCCGCCAGAGCCGCUGCCGCUGCCGGCGUCGCCUCCGCCUCCGGGCGGCUCUGUGGACGAGGGCGACGCCUUGGAGUCGUUGGACGGGCCGGAGUACGAGGAGGAGGAGGUGCUGUUCCCGCUGACGGCGCCCCCCGCCAACCAGUGGUAUCAUGGGAAAUUGGACCGGACCAUGGCAGAGGAGCGCCUCCGGCAGGCCAGGACGCCGGGCAGCUACCUCAUCCGGGAGAGCGAUCGCCGCCCGGGCUCCUUUGUGCUCUCCUUUCUGAGCAUAAGCGGAGCCGUCAACCAUUUCAGGAUCAUCGCCAUGUGUGGCGAUUACUACAUCGGCGGGCGCCGCUUCACCUCCCUGUCAGACCUGAUUGGUUAUUACAGCUACGUGUCCUGUUUGCUCAAAGAAGAAAAGCUAUUGUUCCCGGUCGCACCCCCUGAGCCUGUGGAGGACCGGCGCAGAGUGCGGGCCAUCCUUCCGUAUACCAAAGUGCCGGAGACGGACGAGAUCAGUUUCCUCAAGGGGGACAUGUUUAUCGUGCACAACGAGCUGGAAGACGGAUGGAUGUGGGUGACAAACCUUCGCACCGAGGAGCAGGGCCUUAUUGUGGUGGACCUGGUGAAAGCAGUGGGUAGAGAGGAAGACCCGCAUGAGGGCAAAGUGUGGUAUCACAGCAAGAUUACCAAACAGGAGGCACACAACCUGCUGAUGACAGUCGGCCGGGUGUGCAGUUUCCUGGCGAGGCCGUCGGACAGCACCCCGGGGGACUACUCGCUCUUCUUCCGCACCAGUGAAAACAUACGGAGGUUUAAGAUCUGCCCGACUCCCAGCAACCAGUUCAUAAUGGGGGGAAGGUACUACAACAGCAUCGAUGACAUCAUUGACCAUUACAAGAAAGAACAGAUUGUGAAGGGAUACACCUUGAAGGAUCCUGUGUCUGUACAGCACCAAGACCAGAUGUUUCCAGAUGUUUUACACGACAAAGAAAUUUAUGACACGAUCCGGCGAAAGACAAAAGAUGCCUUUUACAAAAAUAUUGUGAAGAAGGGCUAUCUGCAGUUCCUUAAAGGCAAAGGGAAGCGGUGGAAGACCCUGUACUUCAUCUUGGAGGGAAAUGACUCGCAUCUCAUCUACUUCGAAAGUGAGAAGCGGGCGACGAAACCCAAAGGCUUGAUUGACCUGAGCGUGUGCUCAGUGUAUGGCGUCCACGACAGCAUGUUCGACAGGCCAAACUGUUUCCAGAUUGUAGUUCAGCACUUUAGCGAAGAACAAAACAUCUUCUACUUUGCAGGUGAAACUCCUGAACAAGCCCAGGACUGGAUGAAAAGUUUACAAACGUUCUGCAGUAAUCUAAGAAAACCAACACAGACGUCCUCCAACAAGAUGCGCCUUCGACAGGUCAGCAGUCUCAUUCUUAACGUGGAAGAGGCCCACAAACUGCCAGUCAAACAUUUCACAAACCCCUACUGCAACAUCUACCUGAACAGUGUGCAGGUGGCGAAGACGCACCUUAGAGAAGGACAGAAUCCCGUGUGGACGGAAGAGUUUGUCUUUGACGACUUGUCAAGUGAAAUAAACCGCUUUGAAAUCAGUUUGAGCAACAAGACAAAAAAGAGCAAAGAAAACGAUAUCCUGUUCAUGUGCUGCCAGCUGAGCCGACUGCAGCGAGGUCAGAUGAGUGACGAGUGGUUCCCCCUCAGCUCCCACGUGCCUCUCAAGGGCAUUGAGCCAGGCUCGCUGCGUGUGCGGGCCCGUUACUCCAUGGAGAAGAUCAUGCCGGAGGAGGAGUACAGCGAGUUCAAGGAGCUAAUCCUACAGAAAGACUUCCAUGUGAUCUUUGCCCUGGCCCACGUAUGUGGACAGGACCGUACCCUGCUGGCCAGCAUUCUGCUGAGAAUAUUUCGGCACAUGAAGAUGGAGGCGCUUCUGCUAAGGGCUUUGAACGACCGGGAGAUAAGCAUGGAAGAUGAGGCCACGACCCUGUUCCGUGCCACCACCCUGGCAAGUACGCUCAUGGAGCAGUACAUGAAGGCCACGGCCACUCCGUUCGUCCUGCAUGUGCUCAAAGACACGAUACUGAAGAUCAUGGAGUGCAAGCAGUCCUGUGAGUUGAAUCCAUCCAAGCUGGAAAAGAAUGAAGACGUGAACUUGAAUCAGGCCCAUCUCCUGAACAUUUUGUCGGAACUGGUGGAAAAGAUAUUCUCUGCUGCUGACAUUCUACCACGAACUCUGAGAUUCAUUUAUGGAUGCUUACAAAGAUCUGUCCAGAAAAAAUGGCCUCAGAAUACUACUAUGAGAACAAGAGUGGUGAGUGGUUUUGUGUUCCUACGACUGAUCUGCCCGGCGAUUCUCAACCCACGAAUGUUCAAUAUAAUCACAGAUCCUCCUUCUCCUACAGCGGCACGGACGCUGACUCUGGUAGCCAAGUCUGUCCAAAAUUUGGCGAACCUUGUCGAGUUCGGUGCCAAGGAGCCCUACAUGGAAGGGGUGAACCCGUUCAUCAAGAAUAACAAGCAUCAGAUGAUCAUGUUUCUGGAUAAGCUUGGUAAUGUCUGUGACCUCCCAGACACCACAGAGCACUUUAGGAUAGAUCUUUCCCGGGAUCUUGCUGCCCUGCAUGAGAUCUGCGUGAGUCACUCGGAUGAGCUUCGCACCCUCAGCAAUGAGCGUGGCCCGCAACAGCACGUCUUGAAAAAACUCUUGGCGAUCACAGAGCUCCUUCAGCAGAAACAGGAUCACUAUUCCAACACUAUGUCCUGCAGCAACAGGUAGUAGCCUUCAUGCUGAGUCACAGACCAGAGCCUGGCACAGCCACCUUGACCUUGGCACCUCAAGUCCCACCUCAUUCUCCACCCUCAUUCCUAGCGAGUACAGCUUGGAAACGUUCACUCUGCCUUGUGACCUGUGACAAAACACACCUGGGGAACCUCAGGAUCUUGGAAAUCACCUCUUCAUACACUCGCCGUUUUUGGCUGUAAUUAAAAAAAAUUCUUCUUCCUAACUAUCGUUUAUUCAUCUGCGUCUUUGGUACAUAUUUGACUAUCAGAACUUUUUCCUCUUUUCAAAUAAAAAAAAAAAAAAAUUAUUGCACCUUAAAUGACUCGGUUGUUUAAAACACAAAUUUCCAAAGUGAUUGCCUUUUUCUGAAUGUUUGGGAAGCUCAAAGACAACUAUAGACUUCUCCUUAUGAGUGCGUUGUGGGCUAUAAUGCUAUUUUUACUUUAAUCUGUAGUCAUUUUUACUUUUUGAGUCAGUGAUCAUUUCCACAAAUUCGCUUAUGCUGAAACCAGUUUAGCUGUAUCUAGUAUUAUGUUCAUAACUUCAGUGUUCAGGAAAAAAAUUGCUUUAUUGGAACAUUACUUCUCUUGCUGGAAUCACAAGUUUUAAUACA
Molecule: messenger RNA, 4868 nt
Organism: Scleropages formosus (Asian bonytongue)
Lineage: Eukaryota; Metazoa; Chordata; Actinopteri; Osteoglossiformes; Osteoglossidae
Gene: rasa1b
Product: RAS p21 protein activator (GTPase activating protein) 1b
Exons: 25
Coding region: 1151-4249 (1032 amino acids)
Biological process (GO): regulation of GTPase activity
Molecular function (GO): protein binding
Source: RefSeq, a predicted model, not a curated record